UGCCAGUCGGCCGACUAAGAAGAGAACCGGAGUAUUAACAACGCAUUACGCCGCCGCUGAGGCUAGAAAGCUCGAAGACGACAGGCGAUUCGGCGCCCAGUGAAAAGCCAGCAGCCAGUCCGGGACACCACCCUUUCCAACUCCGAUUAUCUCUCAGGCAAAAUCCACUCCCUCUCUUGAGGUAUAUCAUCAUGGAAGUUGAAGAUUCAGGUAUGUUCAACACCACUCUCUAACUUGGUCGCUUGCAGAGCCAAUUGCCAAUUGGGGGAUGUUGGAAGGUGUGAUUCCGCUCGGCUCUGGGCUCUCGCAGGCUCGCGGAACCUGGACUCCUCCUUCGCAAAGCACACCUCAAUAAACGUUCGAUUGCGUAUGCAAUAGCCAAUAGGCGUACGCUUCAGCUACAAUUGCACAAGUUUAUAUAUUGCUAAAAAUGAGAUACACCUCCCAUCGUAAAUAAGAGAAGAAUGCCAAGGGAUGCCUUGAGGCGCUUAUAAGAAGGCUGUCAGUAUGGAUGAGCAACAGGAGGCGGAAAGAUUUGGAAUGGAAAAUGAUUUUGAGGGUGGUCGGUGGAUUGAUGGUGAGUAUUACUACAGGGCCCGCAAGGAAAAAUCGGUGCAGACCAAGGAUGAUGUUCUUUAUGGUGUUUUUGCUUCUGGAGAUAGCGAUUCAGACUAUGAGGGGUCAGGAUUAGGCUCCUCGAAGAAGCGGAGGAAAGAACUUUCGAAGAAGCCAGACCUUACCAAACCUGUUAAUUUCGUCUCCACAGGCAGUGUAAUGCCCAACCAGGAAAUUGAUCGAAAGCAUAAGGAGGGCAUAAAAUUAGAGGAUGUUGAUGAUAGGCCGCCAGUUCUGGGGGUAGGAGCAUCUUCUUCUGCCAUUGGAUUUGGUUCAAAGACUAUUCGUGAGGAUGUAGAUAGUAGAGAUCUUGAGAACUUUCUACCAUCUGCUUUUGGGAAGAUGAUCCAAAAAGGUGCCUUGUUGAGGAAGGAAAAGGAAAAAGAGAAGUCAAUGCAACUAAAAAAUGCAUCUCAUACCGGAGGGAGAAGAGAAACAGAUGCUGGUGAUGUUGGUGCAUUUGAGAAGCACACUAAAGGAAUUGGGAUGAAGUUGCUUGAAAAGAUGGGCUAUAAGGGAGGUGGCCUUGGGAAGGACGAACAGGGUAUCACUGCCCCCAUCGAAGCAAAGCUGCGGCCAAAGAAUAUGGGUAUGGGUUUCAAUGACUACAAAGAGGCUGCUGUGCCAAAACUUCAAGAAUCAGAAGUAAAAUCCUCCCCGCAGCCUGUGGAGAUGUUGAAAAGCCACCCAAAAGAGAAGCCUUGGCUAAAGAAAGCUUCAAAAAAGAAGUUUUAUAUAACCGCAGAAGAGUUACUGGCUAAGAAGCAAGAGCAGGGACUUGAAGUUGUUCAAAAGGUGUUUGACAUGAGAGGUCCACAAGUUCGAGUUCUGACAAACCUGGAGAACCUAAAUGCUGAAGAGAAAGCAAUGGAAAAUGAUAUUCCUAUGCCCGAACUUCAGCACAAUGUCAGAUUGAUUGUAGAUUUAGCUGAACUCGACAUACAAAAAAUUGAUCAAGAUUUGAGAAAUGAGAGGGGGAAGGUGGUUGCUUUACAGAAGGAGAAGGAGAAACUCCAAUCUGAGGCAGUCUUCCAGAAAAACCAGCUUGAAAAUAUGGAAUUUAUAGUGAGUGAGUUGGAUCGGAUGGAUGGAGAAAGUAAAGUCGGCACAUUGACUCUUGACUCACUUAUGAAGUCAUUUCUGUAUCUGCAACAGCGGUAUGCUGAUGAUUAUAAACUCUGCAAUUUGUCAUCCAUAGCAUGCUCAUAUGCUCUCCCUCUGUUUAUUCGAGUGUUUCAGGGAUGGAACCCACUUCAAAACCCUACUCAUGGAUUAGAGGUUUUUUCGUUGUGGAAGGAUCUGUUGCAAGAUAAUUCUUUUGGCUACUCUGAUAUGGCAUCUCCUUACACACAGCUGUUUAUGGAAGUAGUUUUUCCUGCUGUGAAAAUAUCUGGGACCAACACUUGGCAGGCAAGAGACCCAGAACCCAUGCUCCGGUUUUUGGAAUCCUGGGAAAAGCUGUUUCCUCCUGUAGUUCUUCAUGCCAUUCUUGAUAAUGUUGUUUUGCCCAAGUUAUCAGCUGCUGUUGACUCAUGGGAUCCACGCCGGGAGACAAUCCCAAUUCACUCCUGGAUUCAUCCAUGGCUGCCUUUGUUGGGACAAAAGCUGGAGAAGUGCUAUCACACGAUACGUUACAGAUUGGAAAGUGUACUUCAUGCCUGGCACCCAAGUGAUAUGUCUGCAUACUACAUACUGUCACCUUGGAAGACUGUAUUUGAUCCAAACAGUUGGGAAAAACUCAUGGUCAGAUUCAUUGUCCCAAAGUUGAUGGCUGUCAUGCAUGAAUUCCAAGUAAACCCAGCAAAUCAGAACCUUGAUCAGUUUUACUGGGUACGGACAUGGGCUACUGAUGUUCCAAUUCAUCACAUGGUUCAACUUUUUGACAUCUUCUUCAACAAGUGGCUAGAAGUUCUGUACCAUUGGUUGUGUUCAAGCCCAAACUUUGAAGAAGUUACCAAAUGGUUUUUAGGUUGGAAGGAAAUUUUGCCUCCUGAAGUUGUUGCAGAUGAACAUAUACGGGAUAGGAUUAAUGUUGGUCUGGGUAUGAUGAGCCAGGCAGCUGAAGGCUUGGAAGUGAUACAACCAGGUUUAAGAGAGAAUAUAAGUUAUCUCAGAGUGCUGGAACAAAGGCAGUUUGAGGCACAAAAAAAGGCUGCUGCAGCUCAAGCUCAACAACAUGCUUCUGCAAACUUAAGCGGUGGAUUCCAUGGGGAGGGUAUAGGCAGUGAAAAUGUGAUGAGCUUGAAAGAAGUAAUUGAAAUUCAUGCACAACAGAAUGGUUUGCUAUUCCUGCCAAAGCCAGGGAGGAUGCAAGAUGGCCUCCAAAUAUAUGGCUUUGGGAACAUUAGCAUAGUAGUAGACACUGUGAACCAAAAGAUAUUUGCUCAAGUUGAUGAUAAAUGGUCACCGGUGUCUCUUGAACGGCUUUUGGAGCUGCAUAGUCGAUGUGGGUUAAAGGGACGAUAAGUAAAAAUUGCAUUUUUUUGCAAUUGCUAAAAUACUUUGUUUUCACAGGCUUUUUUGAUAUCUUGUGCAUCUCUAUGUAAACUCAAUUUCCAAUUGAUAUCCGAAUAUCAAAUGCUUAUCUUCAC
Molecule: messenger RNA, 3206 nt
Organism: Cuscuta epithymum
Lineage: Eukaryota; Viridiplantae; Streptophyta; Magnoliopsida; Solanales; Convolvulaceae
Source: the annotation of a GenBank genome assembly